AUACUCCGUAGUGCAUGAUCUCAUGGCAUCUGCGACCUCACAGUCGGUCGCUGCACUCAUACGCAGAUCAAUCCAGUCCACAGCGGGGCCAUCAGGUGUACUCCGGUAUUGAUUGAGCAUCUAAGCAGCAAUACCUAGGUCAGAGAUCCGUAGCUAUGAAUGCCUCUCAGUCCGCCCUUCGGCGAGCGUCCCGUCUUCGUCUCUCGGCUCGACCACAUCUCGCCACGAAUCAGCGCCAAUGGGCUCGAUACGCCAGUGACUCAGCUGAAGGGAGGCCCAAGCGGCGGGGAGGGAAAGCCGUGGGAUUUGCGGCUGUUUUCGCCGUGGCGGCAGCAGGAGCAUACUACUAUCCUAAGCUCCAAGCUCGACUGAGCUCGGCUCCUGAAGCAGCCCAGCCAGGGUAUCAGAAAGCUGACUUGGAAUUCGAAAAGACUCGCAAGCACGCUGCCUCAAAGGAAGAGAACCGCGAGCUGAUUAGCUCCCAGCACAUGCAGGUGAAGAAAAGCUGGGAGCAUCCCGGAGUUUAUGCUUGGGGCUCGAAUACGGGAAAAGUCAUUGACCCUAGUUCGAAUGAGAAGAACAUCAAGCUUCCGCGUAGAAUAUCCCAUUUCGACAACCAGCUUCUCCGUGACUUGAAGCUCACUCAGGAUUUUGGCGCAGCCAUCACGGAGAAGGGCGACCUUGUGCAAUGGGGCUUGGGGUUUUCCAAGGCAGAUCCAACGCCGGUGACGACUCUGAAGGGCAAGGAUCUUGCCAAAAUUGAAGUAUCAGAGGACCGGAUUAUUGCUUUAUCUCGCGGCGGCUCGGUAUAUGCCAUACCGGCCUCCCGUGAUGAUCAACAGGGCGGCAAGAAGCUGGAGCAGGAGAAGAGCUCUUGGUCCCUCUGGUCUUCGUCUGGCAGCGAGGCUAUCAGCUUCCAAAGCUUGACCCCAACAGGGCUCAGAUGGGGUGAGCGCGUUGUCGAUAUCAGCAGCGGACAAGAGCAUUGCUUGCUGCGAACUUCAACCGGACGAGUUUUCUCCUGUGCCUCGAGCGCUUCAUCCUUUCCGACCAAGGGUCAAAUGGGCAUUCCAGGCCUCACCUGGGAGACACGCCCAAAAGGGCGCUAUGAUCAACCACAUGAAGUCAUUUCGCUCAAGGGGUUUGAUAUCAAGCAAAUCGCAACGGGAGACUAUCACUCGGUUGUUCUAGAUAAGCUCGGACGCAUCUUUACGUUUGGUGACAACACUUUUGGUCAACUUGGCUUUGAGGCCCAACUGGGCAGUGCUUUUGUCUCUACCCCUACUAUUUUACAAACUCACAAGCUGUACGGAAGCAGUGGGCUGGUACCCAAAGUUUCGUCAAUCGCUGCCGGUGGUUUGAAUACCUUCUUUUCCUGUGAAGCUGAUGUGCCUGACACCAGCAACACCGAGGUCGGCGCCACAGCACCUUCAAGGAGAUUACCUCACAGCACGUUUGACAUUUGGGCCGCAGGGCAAGGCACCACUGGCUCGCUUGGUACUGGCAAAUGGACUCAUGUUUCUCUCGGACCUACCAAACUGAAGGGGCUUUCAGGACUCUCUGAGUUUGACGAGAGAAGCAACCAGCUAGUGCCUAUCAAGAUCAAGACUCUGAACAUUGGCGCGACUCAUGGCGCCGCAAUCAUGGACAAUGUGACACAGACUUCUGUGUCGAGCCGGUCCUCUGAGAAUGAGACAUACUGGGGAUCUGACGUGGUCUUCUGGGGAGGCAACGAACAUUACCAGCUAGGAACAGGCAAGCGGAAUAACUUGAACACACCUACAUACAUUUCACCAUUGGAUGGGGACGCAGGACGGCACAGAUUAUGUCUGACACCUCGACAAACUGCCCGGCUAGGAGAAGGCGGCAAGGGCCGCAAAGUGACGCUGGAACAAAAAGUUGAAUGCGGAAGAUUUGUCACAGGGGUUUACUCUGCCGUUUGAUGGAAGCAAGAAAAAGGGGGAGACGAAAAGCCAUGUACAAGUAUAGAGUGAUGGAGAGGGUAAUAAUAGGUCGGGGCUCAGCUGAUGCAGGAUGUUGGAUGCGCAUAUCCGCCUAUUGCUGAGCAUACACAUACGGGAUUUGUAUUGGCUUAUAAGUUGUUGGGUGUCACAUGUCUCACAUGGUGUGUUGAAACCAAAGAUGGCGGUGCGAAGAAUUAAUGGUUGGAAAGAUGAGGGAAAAAAAAAAGAAAAACGGAAAGAGAAGGGAAAAGAAAAAAAGCAAGGAAAAGCAAGGAAAAGAAAAGAA
Trichoderma harzianum CBS 226.95 is the source of this 2250-nucleotide messenger RNA. RefSeq lists its product as hypothetical. The coding region runs from base 156 to 1943 and encodes 595 amino acids. Gene Ontology annotation, cellular component: mitochondrial inner membrane. The record is from RefSeq and is a predicted model, not a curated record. Gene Ontology annotation, biological process: mitochondrial respiratory chain complex III assembly. Lineage: Eukaryota; Fungi; Ascomycota; Sordariomycetes; Hypocreales; Hypocreaceae. The transcript has a single exon.